Pseudozyma flocculosa PF-1 is the source of this 1179-nucleotide messenger RNA. RefSeq lists its product as uncharacterized. Bases 1 to 1179 code for a protein of 392 amino acids. Lineage: Eukaryota; Fungi; Basidiomycota; Ustilaginomycetes; Ustilaginales; Ustilaginaceae. Gene Ontology annotation, molecular function: single-stranded DNA binding; damaged DNA binding. The transcript has a single exon. Gene Ontology annotation, biological process: UV-damage excision repair; nucleotide-excision repair; mitotic recombination. Gene Ontology annotation, cellular component: nucleus; ERCC4-ERCC1 complex; nucleotide-excision repair factor 1 complex. The record is from RefSeq and is a predicted model, not a curated record.
AUGGCCUCUGGCGGUCCUAGCCCGACCCGCCGCGAUGGCGGGUCGCCCCUGCGGCCCGUCUCGUCAUUCCAACCCGCAUCGAGCCUGCCUCGCAACCUCAACGCUCCGAGCGGCUCGGGCACUUCAUCGGCCGCCACGACCAGCGCCCCAUCCGGCUCAGGUUCCGGCCAGGACCGCGGCGUGACGCAGCCGAAGCCGCGUCCGCUGAUCCGCGGGGCCGUGGGCGCCGGCAGCACGGUGCUGGUCAACAGCUGCCAGCGGGGCAACCCGGUGCUGCAGCACAUCCGCAACGUUGGAUGGGAGUACGGCGACAUUGUGCCCGACUACCAGGUGGGCGUGGCGAGCUGCGUCCUGUUUCUCAGCCUGCGCUACCACCGGCUGCACCCCGAGUACAUCCACACGCGCAUCCAGAAGCUGCAGCAGAUGUACACGCUGCGCGUGCUGCUCGUCAUGUGCGACGUCAACGACCACCAGACGGCGAUCCGCGAGCUGACCAAGGUGGCGCUCAUCAACAGCCUCACGAUGAUGGUGGCCUGGUCGGCCGAGGAGGCGGGACGCUACAUUGAGACGUACAAGUCGUUUGAGCACAAGCCGCCGGACGUGAUCAAGGAGCGCGUCAACGACGACUACAUGAGCCAGAUCGCCAGCGUGCUCACCAGCGUGCGCGGCGUCAACAAGACCGACGUCGUCACUCUCGUGUCGACGUUUGGAUCGCUCCGCCGCAUCUCGACGGCCACCGUCGAGGAACUCGCCAUGUGCCCCGGCUUUGGCGAGCUCAAGGCCAAACGCCUCCGCGACGUGUUUCACCAGCCGUUUCGCGUCGGCGAGACGAGGUCGCGCGUCGAACGCAGACGGACCGCCGCCGCCGGUGGCGGUGGUGAUGGCGGUGCGGCCGGGACGACGACGGGGGGUGGAGGAGACGGCGAGACGGACGCGCCGCUCCGUCCCGUCGAGGUGGCGACCUCGGACGUCCUCUUACCGAGCGAAGAGAGCGCACCCGCCGCUCCAACACCACCCGCGCCCUCCUCGGUGUCGGGAGCGGGCAGUGGGACCGCAGUGGCGCCGCCGGUGCGCGCCAUCGACGUCAUCGAGGACGAAUUCGAGGACCUGACAGAGGAGGAGCAGAUGCGGCUCGCCAUGGAGCUCAGCAUGGCCCCCGACCCCGAUGCCGACGUGUAG